CCUCCAAAACCGCCGCUCAUUUUCCAAGCCAGCGGCACCCUAGGAGGAGAGAGUUUUUGUUCCUGAAUCUGCUCUCUUUUUCUCCCCUCGGAAAUUCGUUCCAUAUUAUCUAUUUAUAUAUUACUGAGUAGAAUCUAUUAAUAUUUCUUAUUGGCACGCGAAAUCCUGAUCGUUAGUCUCUUCCAAAAGAAAACCCCCGCCCCGAAACUAUGCGAAUUCUCGCAUCAUCGUCGACCCCUCCGUUGCGCCUUCUGUCCACACGACCGCUAGCGAGGUUAGAAAGCAGGCGGUCUUUAUGCAAUCAGUGCUGGCAAAAGUCCGGGCGGCCACGGGGAGCGGCAAGGACUUCGGCCGCGGCCAGUUUCUUUGCGACGACACGGCCAAACACGCGAUUACGGCGCUAUUCGCGCUCACGAUCGUAUGCGACGGUGGGAAAUGCGACAGUUGAGAAGGCGCAUGUUGCCGACAACGUCGGCCCAAUACAGGAAUAUGACAAGCGUGUCGCGGCAGGCCGACUGCGGGAAGACGAGCAUCAAAGGGGCAUUAUCCAGAGCCUACAACACUUACACGAUGACCUUGUCCACUACCAAGCGCGCCCUGUCGUACACCCGACCCUCGAGUCGCUGAAACCUACAAAGUCGAUGUUCGGUGGGUGGUUUGGGUCGGGUAAGAGUAAAAGUCCUAUCCAGGACAUCCCUUCCGAUCUUCCCCAGGGACUAUAUCUCUUUGGAGACGUGGGAAGUGGAAAAACCAUGCUGAUGGACUUGUUUUACGACACACUCCCGAGUGCCGUCAAAACAAAGACGAGGAUACACUUUCAUAACUUUAUGCAGGAUGUACACAAGCGGAUUCACCGUAUGAAGAUGGAGCAUGGGAACGAGAUAGAUGCCGUGCCUUUCGUCGCAGCCGAUAUCGCAGACCAGGCCAAUGUGCUGUGUUUUGACGAGUUUCAGUGUACUGAUGUGGCCGAUGCUAUGAUUCUGCGCAGGUUGCUGGAGUCACUCAUGUCGCAUGGAGUCGUCCUGGUCACGACAUCCAACCGACACCCGGAUGAGCUGUAUAAAAAUGGCAUCAACCGCGAGUCGUUUAUCCCAGCCAUCAAUAUCCUGAAAGCGCGUCUGCACGUCAUCAACCUCGACUCGCCUACCGAUUACCGCAAGAUCCCUCGGCCUCCGUCUGGAGUAUACCACACUCCCCUUGACAGUCACGCGGCAACCCACGCCGAGAAGUGGUUCCACUUCCUCGGUGACCGCGAAGAUCCUGAGCCUCGAUCCGAAAUCCAGAAGGUCUGGGGUCGGGAAAUCCACGUCCCACGCGUGAGCGGCCGGUGUGCGUGGUUUACAUUCAACGAACUCAUCGGGAAGGCCACCGGAGCCGCCGAUUACCUCGAGCUGAUGCGCAGCUACGAGGCAUUCAUCAUCACCGAAGUCCCUGGCAUGACGUUCCGGGAGCGCGACCUCGCGAGGAGAUUCAUCACGUUUAUCGACGCCGUGUAUGAAUCGCACGCUAAACUCGUUCUGACCACCGCCAAGCCCCUGACGCAACUCUUCCUUUCGGCUGACGAGAUGAGGGAGUCGCUCGAGAAGAACGGGAAUGCCACGGACGAGGAUGACGGCAUGCGGGCUGUGCUGGAAGAUAUGAACAGCAAUAUAGAGCAGCUGAAGGAGUCGAAUAUGUUCUCGGGCGACGAGGAGAGAUUUGCUUUUAUCAGGGCACUGUCGAGAUUGACGGAGAUGGGCAGUCGGGAAUGGGUCGAGCGAGGCAUGGGGUUGGAGAGCCAUGGAGGCAAGAAGGAUCGUGAUGAUUGGAACAAGGUCCGCAGUAGGCAAAUGGAGGACUCGAUGUGAGUAGUGUAUACCAGAGAAUGGUUGGUCCAGAAGGAUUACACUUUGGAAGCCUGGGCUGGUGCAUUACAUUGGCUAGAUCGACAUCAUCCGUUAUUACUUGGAAGCACCUGAUUAGCAUUUGCGUAUACCAGUUGCGCUUUUAUCCUUAGAAUAGCAUGGUAUGUAUUUUGGAUAUUGCUGCUGCCUGUCACAACGAUACUGGACAACACAAUUUAUUGAGAAAUCUCGAGCA
Messenger RNA from Pseudomassariella vexata, 2079 nucleotides. Its product is annotated as AFG1-like ATPase. Gene Ontology annotation, cellular component: cytoplasm; mitochondrion. The coding region runs from base 210 to 1847 and encodes 545 amino acids. The transcript has 2 exons. NCBI's taxonomy places the organism in Eukaryota, Fungi, Ascomycota, Sordariomycetes, Amphisphaeriales, Pseudomassariaceae. Gene Ontology annotation, biological process: protein quality control for misfolded or incompletely synthesized proteins. Gene Ontology annotation, molecular function: ATP binding; ATP hydrolysis activity. The record is from RefSeq and is a predicted model, not a curated record.